This is a messenger RNA of Stegodyphus dumicola, 947 nucleotides long. RefSeq names its product soma ferritin-like. The record is from RefSeq and is a predicted model, not a curated record. Lineage: Eukaryota; Metazoa; Arthropoda; Arachnida; Araneae; Eresidae. Gene Ontology annotation, molecular function: ferrous iron binding; ferric iron binding. Gene Ontology annotation, cellular component: cytoplasm. Gene Ontology annotation, biological process: iron ion transport; intracellular iron ion homeostasis.
AAUUCUUUUGGUGGUCGCGUCAACAGUGUUUGAUCGAACACCAGUGACAAGAAAGUUCUGCACCGUAUUUCUCUUUCUUUGUAAAAUUAAUUGCCCCUCUGAUUCCAUAAUUCUCUCUCUGAUAUCAAACUUGCCUUAACUGAUUUUCCUCCUUCUAAAAAACAAUAAUCAUGAGUAGCAAGAAUGUUAUUCGUCAAAACUACCAUCAAGAUUCCGAAGAUGGCGUCAACAAGCAGAUCAACAUGGAGCUCUACGCUUCUUACGUGUACAUGGCAAUGGCCUAUUAUUUCGAUCGCUAUGAUGUUGCACUAGAGCACAUUUCGAAAUUCUUCAAGGAUUGCAGUGACGAAGAGAGAGAACAUGCCCAGAAAUUCAUGAAAUUCCAGAAUGAAAGGGGAGGUACCAUUUCUCUCAGCGACAUCAAGGCUCCCCCUGCCAAGCAAUGGACUCCUUUGGAAGCUAUGCAAGAUGCUUUGCAACUAGAGAAAACAGUUAAUGAUUCUCUGCUGAAUCUGCAUAAGAUAGCUGCCAAGCAUGAAGAUGCUCAGAUGUGUGACUUCAUCGAGAAUGAGUUCCUGACGGAGCAAGUGCAAGCAAUUAAGAAGUUUGGAGAUCAUGUGACCAACUUGAAACGUGUCGGAACAGGUCUGGGAGAAUAUGUGUUUGACAAAGAGUUUUCCUCUUAGGCCAAAGUCCUGCUAUACGUUCAAAGCAAUAUGUUAUUAAUAUGCAAAUUUUACCGAAUGAUUUUGAAGUAUUUACAAAUGGCUUGAAUGAAUCAAAACUUUGUGAAUCGAAAUAAUAUAAUUUAUAGCUUUGUAAGUAUUUAUCAAAAAAAUUAUUAUGGAAAGUAGAAAGAUAAUACGAAGGAAUGGUCCUAUCAAACAGAAGGAUUAUAAAGAAAAACCCAGUGCUGUUAUAGAAAUAAAAAAGAUUAUUACGGCAAA